Dendroctonus ponderosae (mountain pine beetle) is the source of this 7987-nucleotide messenger RNA. RefSeq names its product C3 and PZP-like alpha-2-macroglobulin domain-containing protein 8. The record is from RefSeq and is a predicted model, not a curated record. Gene Ontology annotation, cellular component: extracellular region. Gene Ontology annotation, molecular function: endopeptidase inhibitor activity. NCBI's taxonomy places the organism in Eukaryota, Metazoa, Arthropoda, Insecta, Coleoptera, Curculionidae.
GUUGUCAUAAACGAUUUUCAAACGGGUUACGGUAAGAGCUUAAAAGACAAAAUUCAAGCUUUACAAACAUUUAAUGCGUCCGUGAUACUGGAAUAUUGAAGAAAACAUUGUUCAGUAAUUCAAACAACACUGUUUACAACAGAAUCUCAACGUUAUUUCCGAGAUGCAGAACUGCUUGCCGAAGUGAAAUUGUUGUUGAAGAAGAAGCAUAAAUUUCGUGCAAUGAAUUCGGAUUGAAUUCAAGUCAGAAUAACGACAAUGCAGAAUUACGGUUUUCUGCUGACUGUCCUGCUUCUCGGCUGCAGGUUUCAUGUCCUGUUGGCUGACGAGUGCAUUACAGGAUUCAGUGUGGUGGCAUCCGAACUUGUAGUGCCGGGCAAAACUACGGCGGUGUUUAUAACUUUGAAUAAUCUAUCAGGAUCCAAACAACCCCUAAACGUCACCCUUCGUCUACUCAGCAGUGGGCAGCUGGUUGAUGACAGCAGCAGCACGGUGCUGGUUGAGGUCACUCAAGAGAUAGCCGGUCAUGGCAUUUUACCACUAACAGUGCCAUCCAAUGCAUCAGGGACUUGCAUUCUUCAAACGCUGAUAAACUGCACCACUAAAGAUGGUCCUGCAAGCAUUGAAGAAGAUGACAAUUGCGACUUGAAGAGUACAUCUGAAAUGCGAAUAGUUGGUCCAGUUCGUGAAGUGAUAAUUCGACCAGCCAAACGCGCGUAUCGACCAGAGGAAACAGUCUCAUUCUGGAUACUCGCACUGGAUCACGAUUUACAAAUUGCAUCUGGCACCAUUGGGACAAUUAGCGUAAAAGAUCCACAAGGAACCAAAGUGGCUAUAUGGGAUCAGGUGUCUUUUGAUGAAGGCGUUUUAGCUUAUACGCUUCCUUUAAGUCCUUACGCCCUGACUGGAAGAUGGACAAUUACUGUGGAAGUUGAGCAAUCGCAAUUCUUCUGCACGUAUGAAGUGGCACCAGGCAUCGGUAUUGGUCAGCCCGACAUCUCUGUAGCUGAAGAACACUACGUUGAAUUGAAAUUUGGAACAGAAAUGCGCAGGAGAUAUAAACCGGGACUUCCUUUCUCAGGAAAAGUGGAAGCUAUGAGCACUGAAAAAUCCGUACGAGUUCGAGUCAAGGUCUACGAUAAUACCACAUCAAUCUACUCUCAAGACAUUGAAAUCUCCAAUGGUGAGGGCACUUUUCUGGUGCCAGCUAUCAUGGCCGAUAGUGACGUUAUUCAUUUGCAAGCGGAAUUGGUCUCGGUGGAAAGCAAAGAGAUCGAGAGCCAUUACGUUUUGGCAAGGGAACCAAUUCGCAAAUGGAAUUCCUCAUCAGACUGCUAUUUGUUAAUCGAAGGUGUGGAACACACGCUACAGCCCGAAGAGGAAGCGUACGUGACCAUUCUGUCCACAUGUCCGUGUGAAAGGGACGUGCAUUAUGUCAUAACAACGGAUGGACGCAUAACCGAUUGGGCUCCAAGGGGACAUGAACAGAUAGUGCCCCUGGACAGACCGUCAAUGGAGCCUGGACCGACUUGCAAGCUGCAUUUUAGCUUUCCAGUGCAAUCCGUCAUGGCUCCAGUUAGUCAACUGUUGGUCUACUAUGUUACUCCACAAGGAGAACCAAUAAGCGACGUUAUCAGUUUUGGAGUCAAACUGUUUGAUAAACGAGUAUCCGUGCAUAUAGAAAAUCGCGAAUGGUGGUUACCAUAUCAAUCAGUCGAUCUUGAAGUGAUUGCAGAGCCUUCUUCACUUGUCUGCUUAUUAGGAGGAAGAUCAGAAGCAACCAGUGAUUUACGAUUCGAUCCUAGAGUUAGUGAAGAACCGACUCCUUCGCCCAUAACAGAAGAAGUCGACUUUCUAGAGGCCGGAGUUUCGUAUUUUCAAAGAGAAUGUUCGAGAAGAGGCGAUUCCGGAAUGUCGGCCAUUUCUUACAGGCAAAGAGGAUCAGGAGCUGGACCUUCCGGUCAAAAACGUAGGCCUCCAGAAAGCUUAGUUGGAGGCUCGCCAUACGAUCACUUAUGGAUGUGGACAUGUUUUAAUUAUUCAUCAAAUAGUUCGUCUACAGAACUUUCAAUUAACACCCCGAAAGAUGCCGGUAAAUGGUCGAUUUGGGCUUUAACUGUUUCAAGGGCUGGAUUGAGGUUUUCCGCGCCCGUUAAACUAGAAGUAUUCAGACCACUAACUGUUGACUUUCAUCUUCCUCCAAGUUUAAAAGUGCGUGAAAUUCUCGAAGUGGAUAUCAAGAUCGGUAACAACAUAAACUCCUGCGUCGAUGUAACAGCACUUUUAGCUUUAAGCGAGGGAGCUCAAUUUGUAAGUAAUGGACUUCUAUACGUUACUGAAAAAUUGAGACUUGGUCCUCUGGGCGCAACUUCCUUAGUAGUAAAGAUUCUCUCCGUUGUUCCAGGAGCAAAGAAUUUAACUGUUGAGGUAAAUGGAUAUGCGAGCUCCACGUGCGAAGGUCGGGAAAACAUCAGUAAUUCGACACUCUCUGGAGCAGUAAUUCAUUCGGCAACUGUGGAAGUUUUUUCCGAAGGAUGUGAAAAGAUCCACACAGAGAGUUCGUACUUUUGUGCAAACGAACACCUGAUGUUUUCAACAAGAGACAACUACAACUACCAAUGGAUGCAAGCGCCGAAACGUCGGGAAAGCAUGAUUGUUGAAGUGAAAGUAUCCAGAUCGAAAAGUCUGGGUCCAAUUCAUAUCGCCUUGGCUGAAUGCAAGACGCAACCGGAUAAGGUGUAUACAAUUACUAUUGGCGACGCCGAUAAUACUUUGAGCCACAUUGGAAGAGGAAAUCGACAUUUAGGAGUUCAACUCGCUUCCAGCGAGACUCCGGAUAUUUUAGGCGAAGACACAUGGAAGCUCUAUUGGAUCUCGUGGAGCAACAAUGUUAUAUCAUUCGGUGCCGGAUCGUCUCCGUCCAACAAAACGUUGCUAAAAUGGAAAAUGGAUAAAAAGGUGAAAGUCGUCGAGAUCGGUUUCGCUUCAGCUUGGGGCGCAUUAGCCGGGUUCAGAGUGUGGAGCUUUGAUGAAAAAGAUGGUACGAGUGAAAUCCUCGAUCUCGACCGAAUAAAAGAUGCAGUCACCGACUCUCAAAGAGGCGAUUUAACGUUCGUUGGAGGUUUAGCAAUUCCCAGAACAAGCAAAACAGACGGAGGAGGUUUAGUUGGGGCUUUGGCCUCCUUAACACCUCUACUCACUGUGGGGCAUAUGAAAGUUACAAAACCGAAUGAUCAUCUAAGACUGGAUGUUGUUCGAGUGCUUCCUGAGACCAUUCAAACCAUUCUCUCAUUCAAAAAACAGGACGAUUCCUUCAGCGAACACCCAAUGUUGGGCAGCCAUAGAGUCACCGUAUCAGUAUUGGAAGCUUUGUCGAAAAUCCAACUUUACUUCAAUAUUGAUCCAGAUUUAAUUCAAGCUGUUAAAAGAUGGGUGCAGCUGCGACAAGAAGAUGAUGGUCGUUUUACUCCUUUAGACGGAGAUGUUAAAGUUAUUGACACAAACAGUUCGAAAGGAGCAGUGAGGCGAAACUUGAGUGCCGAAGUCUUCCAUUUCGAAAACAUCGUGGAGAUUACUGCCGAAACAGUAAUCGCUCUCUACGAGAUCGGAAUAGAAACCGAUGCCGAUUCAGAUACUCUACAAAAAGCGAAAAUUUUCUUGGAAAACAGCCUGCCCAAUGUGGAAUCUCCUGAAACCAUUGCUGCAGUCGCGUUCGCUCUAGUUCUGGUCAGAAGCGCAACAGCAGCUUGGGCUGUGGAAAAGCUUCGAAAUGCAUCCACCACCGAAGAUGGCGAGUUUGGAUGGCCUAACUUUACCCCCAAAAGAGACGCUGCUGAUUGGCUGUAUGAAUCGGAAUCUCAGAAUGCAUUUGGGCCAAUACCUUGUGUUGCUACUGUCGAACAAUACCGAGCAUCUCUAUACGCGUUAUCCACAUUCUGCCUGAUCGGCGACCUGAAGAGCGCCCAAAGUGUCGCAACGUUUUUAAUCAAUCGCUCCGAAAUACUCGAUAAUCACUACGAACUUCGCUAUCCUGCAGUAACAGCAUUCUCAGAAUAUAAUUCAAUGGCCAACGAUCAGCACAGGGAGCUGAUUAUUGCGCUGGCAACCUCGGGAAUGGAAUUUUCGGAUACUCUGCACUUCAAUAACCAAGACUCCUUUUACAAGGUGGACUUGCCCAGUCUGCCCACGAAAGUUCUGCUUUACGCCACUGGAGCCGGAUGUGCCACAAUACAGGGUAGGGCUUUCUAUUCCACUUACGUGGUUAAGGACAAAACUAGUCUGCUUGAAAUCAGGUCUGGAAUAGUGGAAGAAAUAUUGCCAGAUCGCAGUUCAAUCGAGGAAAUCGAAGGAAAAUUGCCGGCUAUUAAAAUAGAGACUUGUUUUAAAUGGAAAGGAGAUCAUCCGUCUCCAGUCCUGCGUUUAGAAGUCACUCUAUUCUCCGGCUUUGAAGUAUCACCGAACCCGCCUCAACUACUCAACGCGCCUCAAAAAAUGGCUGAAAUGCAACACGGAAGCCGAGGCAAUAAACUCUGGUUCAUAUUUGCCAACAUUUCCACACCUUGUCCAGUCUGCGUCCAGUACAAUGCACGAAGUACUUUCGUAAUUUCGGCAAUUCGGCCUGCUUAUGCGAAAGUAUACCCUGUGAGUCGCGAAGAUCUGGCUGCUGAUGUGUUCUUCCAUGCAAAAGGAGCGAGUGCUUUACUCAAUUCCGUUCGAAGUGAGGAUAUGAACAUAUGGUUUGGUGCCCACAGUGGCAUGUAUGAACGUUUUGAAGUGCCAGCAGCAUGUGAAAAGAAGGAAGUGGCUACAGCAGCUAGGAAUAUUCCAGGGGAAAUACAGAUAAAUUCCAAAGAAGUGAAGCUGGUGAGUUUGAUGGCGUACACGAUAAAUGCCGAGAGUGAGUUAACAAUGUCAGGAGGCACAACACAAAAAACUGACCCUACGACGGAAUUUUCAAACUCUGUUCAAUCUAACUUAUCUACCACUACCCAACCUGAACAGUCAUCCACAAUAGAGCCGGUAAAGUUUUACAAAGCAAAAAAAGUCGUUGAUCGGAAGUUUAGGAAAGUGCUAAUAGGGCAGGUGCAAACGGGAAAAGCAUCGACUACACACAUAAAGUUUGACCCAAAAAUAUCCCAGCAAAUUUCAAAGGAAAAGCCGAAACUUGCUGAAAACAUUUCGGCAGCAACUAAACUUCCAAAAGUGACCUCACCAACACCAGCAGCUGAACCAAGGACGCACCAAACGAUCACAGUUUCCACCACAAAGUCCUCGAAAGUGAAAGACAAGAUGCCCGAAAAAAAGCCGAAUCGUCCCAAUGUGAUACUUCACGUCAACACCGAACAGAUUCACGAAAUUCCUCCAAAGCUAGUCAAAGCCAAAGUGGAGAGUGAUAACAAUGAUAUUGAGGACCAUGCGGACAGUCAGUACGUUCUGCUCAAUAAAGAUUCCCUAUGGGAUAUGCUGAAAGAAGCUGUGAGCGACGAUGUAAAAAGAAAGGAGUUAACAAACAUACUACGGGAGAAGGAGAAGUAAUCUGCAUGAUCAACCACACCGAUUACUGUUGAAGAGUUUUACUGCCGUAAUAAUCCAUCCUUCUUCCUCUAUAUCUCUAACCCAAUGGGCAAUCUUUGCAAUAGACGCAGGUGAAUUACUCAGAUUUAUUCAUUUAGAGAAAGCUUCUAGAUAAUAGUGGAAGCUGCUAUUAACUAUAGAAAUAGAAAAGAUGAGUUUUCCCAGCUCAAUUUUUUUAAGAUAAAUGCGGCUUCGAGGUUUUAGCAACAGUUAGGAAAAACGUAAUCAUGUUUCAAAGUUGAAAGCUUUUUGCUCUUGUGGGAAUUAACGACAAAAAGUUGCACGGUGCAACUCAACACAUACUAUUUUUGUCUCUGAAUAGAACUGAGAGGUUUAUAAAGUUCCGAAACAUAUUCUAUUAAUUACUUAAAGAGUCUUAAAGGUUUUUUGUUAAGUUUGAGCAUGAAAGUUUCUGAGAAAAUUAUUUGCUGUUGUUUUAGUUUGUCCUAUACUUAAUAACGUCUAUCUUUUGCGAUUUUGAAUUAAUUCGACAAUCUGGUAGAUUUUUGAGCAACGAUAUAAAGGGUUUGUCAAAAAUCACAAUAAUACUUGUCGAGUUAGAAGAAAAAAUAUCAAAGUUUUAAACUAAAACUUUUACUAACUUAAAACUAAGUAUAUUCUGUGAAGAUCUUGUGAGUUAAAUAGAGUAAGAAAAUUCUACUAACAUCCAUAUUAAAGUCAUCAUGAACUUCUACAACAAUACAUUUUUCGACAUAUUUCUACUUGUAUUGAAUUAACUUAAGAUAGAACUGGAUACGAAUGCUAAAUUUUUGUCAUCUAAUGCACUUCCAAUAUGAAAAUUGUCUCUUUUUAAAAUUGUCACAUUGUUGGCUUUUAAAUCUAUCAAAUAGCAUUGAUUUUCUAAUUAGCUCGCUUUAUAAACCAACAAAAAAUAUCGGCCUUUGAGGAGGCCAAACUAAAUUGAGGACCAUGACCUACAAGGUGGACUAAAUUAAAUACACUGAUUCUUUCGCGUCCUACGAGCUAUAAGAGCUAUAAAAACAUUCGUUUUGGUUGGUACCCGUAAGUGCUAAUUCACUUUUUUCAAUUUUAAAUUCUGUCUCUAACUCGACUAUAUAGGGGAUUAAAAUAAAAUUAAUUUGUCACCUUUGAAGCACUUUUUCAGUUGCAAGAAAACAUGCUUGCCAAAUUUUGAAUUUGCAUUUGUUUGCAAAAAUUCCAAACAUUAAAUUGAAUGUAGCUUUGUCAAUUCAGAAGCUUUUGCAGGACAUUUUUUUCCAAAUUGCGCCAAGAACAAACACUUUAAAGAAAAGGCUCGCAUGCAUAAAAAGUGAACAUUUUAUUUUUAAAAAACUGUUGCGAUUUCUAAGUUUUCGAAUAUUAGGCGCGAUAACAUACAAAACUAAAUAAAAACUCUUAAAAACUGGAAAUAAAUGUUAUCCAGUUUGACUGCAUCCAAACAAUUUAAACCGACUUAAAAGUAAAAACACUAUGGUAACCAAUUAGUUCACCUCCGGUUCAGAUUAAAAAUAUACGCAGAUAUUUAAAUAUUCCAAGCUAGCUCUGUUUUUCUCACAAAAGUACUAGGAUAUAGUUACAGCGUUAAAUUAAUUCACUAAUCACCGAACCAUUGCUCAUAAUUAGGAAAAAAUGUUUCUAUUAUUAUUUAUCUACUUUCCCAUAAAGUGUGAAUGCAAUUGUAUAGUUUUCGAACCACUUGCGAUAAAUUAUGCACAUAAUCAGGUUUGUUAGACAAUUAAAUCGACUCAAAACACACACCAUAAAACGCACAUAUCGAUGUCUCAUGUUUAUUUUAACAUCCUUCCACAAGCUAAUAGGGCUAAAUUAUAAUUCAUACAAAAUCGCGUAUUGUAAUCGCACGAAAAAACAGUGAUCGGAAAGAACCGAAUUUCAAAUAUUGCUGAGCAAUAAUUGUGUCUUGAAAUGUUACUACUAUAUGUAAACUACAUACUGAUUAAACCUAAUCGGAUUCAGCAUUCCAUUCAAGUCCCUAUUUCAAUACUUGAGUGCCAAAACUACUUCGAAAUUAUACUCCCAAUGCAAGAUAGUUGAUCAAAAAAAAUUAGUUUGUGCCAAAUAGUAUGAUCGUUUCGUACGUUAAAAUGCUCAAAAGUAUAUAGUAUAUUUAUGACACCGUCAAUUCGUAUGCUAAUUUAAAAAGUAUGUUUUCUUAGUGAAAACGGAAAUUGUAAAAAGUUGAACAAGUAUUGUAAAAUGCCGUUAUUUAUCCACCGAUUCGUGGUUAGAGCAAAUAGUAGCACAAUCUGUACUAAUAUUAAACAAAAUAAUGUAUGCUGCCUUGACGCUCCAAUCACUAGAACUGUUAAGUGUGAAUUUUCUACUUGUAAAACUAUACUGUUUUCUCGUUAGUUGAUAGGUGUAGAUGUUGAAUAGCUACGUGCUUAUAUUAUCAGUUAAUUAUUUCAUUUUG